AUGGCACCUUCAUAUGUUUUUGGAUUUCUGCGUGGGGCGUCUAUAUGUAUGCGUUCCCAUCCUGCUAUUAUUAGGGCUAGAAUGCCUGCAGGUUUGAGAACCAUGGCAACGAAUAAACCAGUUGAUUCCCUCUUUAGCGAUUUGACAUCUUCGGUUGACAAGAAGAGGGCUGCAGGUAAGGAGACCGCCAACAACAACGUUGCAGUUGCAGAAGAAGGGGAUUCUGGAGUGAUACAGUAUGUCGAGCCGGAAAAAGAUAGCAAAUUACAGGAAUUUUUGAAUCCAGAACCGUUGAUUUCGGUUGACACUUUACUUACUCCAUUAAAGAAGGAGAUCUAUUUAGCUAAUGUUGCAAAGAAUGGCUUUUUCAAGAAUAUGGAUUUGGUGAAACUAAAGGAUGAUAAUUCGUAUACUCUGAAUUUGUCCCAAAAGGAAAUUGAGGCUUUGGAACCUUCAAUUUAUCUGAGAUCUUGGAGAAUCAAAGGUUCGAUCAAAAAAACCAACAUUGUCUUAAGGGCGUUGAAGAACUUACCUUUGAAGAAGGCUAUCACCCAGUUGCAUUUCAUGGAAAAGAAGGUUGCUAGGGAUUUAUCCGAAAUGCUAGAGAGAGGAGUUGAGGAUGCUCAGAAGAUGAAUUAUGAUGUCGACGACUUAUACGUUGCAGAGUCCUGGGUUCACACCGACGGCCAUUGGAUGAAGAGAGUGGAUUGUAAAGGUAGAGGUAGAGCUGGUGUUAUGACUUUCAAAUGGGUCAGUGUGAGAUUCUUGUUGAAGACUAAGCAAACGCAACGGAGACUGAAAUAUUUGGCAAGCCAAAGAGCUAACAAUAAAGAUGUUAGAACUUUUGUCUCCAAGGGUAAGAUCAGAGGUAACGCACCUGGCUUCUACAGAUGGUAA
Messenger RNA from Pichia kudriavzevii, 897 nucleotides. RefSeq lists its product as uncharacterized. Gene Ontology annotation, cellular component: mitochondrial large ribosomal subunit; ribosome. Gene Ontology annotation, molecular function: structural constituent of ribosome. The transcript has a single exon. Gene Ontology annotation, biological process: ribosome assembly; translation. NCBI's taxonomy places the organism in Eukaryota, Fungi, Ascomycota, Pichiomycetes, Pichiales, Pichiaceae. The record is from RefSeq and is a predicted model, not a curated record. Bases 1 to 897 code for a protein of 298 amino acids.